This is a messenger RNA of Thamnophis elegans (Western terrestrial garter snake), 3142 nucleotides long. RefSeq names its product TNF superfamily member 10 (gene TNFSF10). The coding region runs from base 137 to 1009 and encodes 290 amino acids. Gene Ontology annotation, cellular component: membrane. The record is from RefSeq and is a predicted model, not a curated record. Gene Ontology annotation, biological process: immune response. The transcript is spliced from 5 exons. Gene Ontology annotation, molecular function: CD40 receptor binding; tumor necrosis factor receptor binding. Lineage: Eukaryota; Metazoa; Chordata; Lepidosauria; Squamata; Natricidae.
CGGACGUGGCUCCACCUUAACCACCCCAAUCCGAGUCCGGCAGGCCUCUCUCCAGACAAGGACAGAAUCUCCCACCGCUCGUCCGCUUGUGCGAAACCCCCCAUUUUUUGUGUGUGUGCAUCCGCCAGCGACCACCAUGGUGGCAUCAGGCGGGCCCAGCACGGGCCAGACCUGCGGGCUCAUCCUGAUUUUCGCCGUGCUCUUGCAAUCCAUCUGCGUGGCGAUCACUUUCCUUUAUUUCACCAACGAGCUGCAACAGCUCCGAGACACCUACGCAAAGAGUAGCUUUGCUUGCUUCAACAGAGAACAUUUUUUCCUAGAAGACGUGGAUCCAAAUGAAAAAGAAGAUGGUGAUCCCUGCUGGGAGGUCAAAUGGCAGCUGUCGAGGCUCAUUAGAAAGAUGGUGGCCAAGAGUCGUGCAGAAGAAGGAACAUCUGCUUCAACACAAGACAAUAUUUCUUUAGAUACCGUUGCAAGAGACGUACCAAGGAACCCCCGAGUUGCAGCUCAUCUCACCUCAAGCAGAAAUGCAAGGAGAACUUUAUUUGUACAAAGUACCCCUAUCAGAAACAAUUUGGGAUUUAAAAUAAUCUCUUGGCAAUCUUCGGUGUACCCUUCCUUUCUUCACAACGUAUUGCUGAGCAAUGGAGAACUUAUCAUACAGCAACCUGGAUUUUAUUACAUUUAUGCACAGACUUAUUUUCGUUUCCGGGAAUCGGAAGGCGUUGAACCCAAUGCAGAUCCUGACUCGGAGAGCGUUAGGAAUCCAAAGCAGAUGGUUCAGUACAUUUCCAAAUUUACAGAUUAUUACCCAGAAGCCAUUCUGCUAAUGAAAAGUGCAAGAACCAGUUGCUGGUCUAAACAAGCAGAAUAUGGACUGUACUCCAUAUACCAGGGUGGAGUGUUUCAGUUAAGGAGGAAUGAUAGGAUUUUUGUCUCCAUCAGCUAUGAGGAACUGGUGGACAUGGAUAAAGAAGCCAGUUUCUUUGGAGCCUUUCUGGUCUCUUAAACAAAAGAAGAGGAUGGGAGAAUCCUUAGACAUCCAUAAAAAGAACUUGUGGAAGAGCCAGGAAAUUCUGCUUUUGAAGUAUAGUCAGAAGUAGUUGCACCAUCCACAGAAUUGGAUGAAGUAUUUAGUUCCUCUGUUAACCAUCACUGAGACCAGUUCAAGGUCCCAUUAUCCAAAUUCUACAAUGGCACGUGCUACAGAUAACAGGAAUGCUAAGAAGCUGUUGUGGGUCCGUGAACAAUCAUCCAGGGAUUUUGGGUUUGGGUUUGGAAAUGGGAGAGUUGCAUUUCAUUUGUUUCGGCAAAUUUCUGUUGGUCAUACAGUGUAUGCAUGGAAUCCAUGCGCCUAAGAAGACAUGUAACAAGUGAUUCAACCUGUGCUGUCCUGUGGGUGUUGUCACUCUGGUGUGGGUUGCAUUUGCUGAACCGACUCUGACAACAGAGUGUAAAGGAGAAAGAAAAAUAGAUUCCCUAAGUUAAGACUGUUUACUUUUUUUCACAUCGGGAAGUUGUACACUUAGUCUAGCACCUGGAAGAUCCAUCCAAAAAAGUACCAUUUCUGAUUGCUGGAGAAGAAAAAUCCCAUAUUGGAAAGCUGCACCCUAAACCCGCUUCCAUUGAAGGGAACAUUCAUAUACCUGCACCCCUUCGUGCAGCUUGAAACGGUACAGUCCUGAGUAGGCUGUACCACACAGUAACUCCAAACAAGCUGUUCCUUUUGUGAGAAUGAAAAACGGUGAAUCCCAUUUGGGAAAAAUAGGAUUUGUUUCAUGUUCUAAUUGGGCCAAAUGGAUAAAAGUCUGAUUACUCUGAGGCCGGAAACAGGCUUCAGAUUAGUUCAAGUCCCUCCUUUUAAUGCAGGAACAGUUUUUGUACGGAAAGAUUUGUUUUUAAGGUUUGAGGUUUUUUUUUUAAUAAAAAAAAUAGCACGCUAACAAAAAUCAGGACAAUCAAAGCUUUUUUGCUUUUUUUUUUUUUGCAAAGGUCCGGAUGCAGUAAGAUACCAACUGAAGCGAGGGAUGUAAUUUAGAGGAGCCUGAGCGAAUCAAUAAAUAGUGCCUUUUGUUGUGAGAAUUAAUAUUAUCACCUGUAGACUACUGCUGAAGACACUUUUUUUUUUAAAAAAAGUAAGUAACUUUUAACCGCAGUUUCUGUAAAAGCAGUUAAAUGUUUCUUAGAGUUCAGUGUUUUAUUCCAGAAAGGUAAGUGAUGGUCAAAGACGCUCACACUUCAUUUAGAAUUGGAAUCGCAUAACUCUUUAAUACUGGGUAAAAAUCCAUUUAUUUCUGUAAUGCCAAAGCGGUAUUUAGUAGCAUUUGUCCCGUGGCAAUGUUGUUAUUGAAAUGCUAUGAAAAUCUUCACCUGCAGCAUGGUUUUUGCAUUGUGAUUGACAAAAGAGUUGCCAGUUGUUUCUCCAGCUUCUACAGCACACCCCCUUGAUGUAUACAGCUUAGCAAAUACCAUUUUCCAUGGCUCUGUUGUGAACUCCUGAAAAUUUCUUUGCAGUUAUUGGUGUGGUUUUGCACAUGAUCCAUUAGCACACAUCCUCUAGGGGCUUCCUGUCUCUUUCUAGUGUAGACUAAAAGGAAAAUCCCUCCCUAACUACACUUUUGCACAAUGGGAUCAUUGUACUCUGUUGUCCACAUAUGUUUUAAAGAGAGAGAAAUGUAGACCAAUUGCUACUGUAGAAGAAAAAUCCCACCAUAACUACAAUUUUGGACAAUGGGAUUAUUCUACCCUAAUAUUGUUGGCAGCAUAUGUUUAACAGAUAGAUAGAAACAGACCAACUGCAUCUUCAGAAGAAAUUCUUUAUGAAGUGCUUUUAAGUAAAUGCAAAGAGAUACUGAAGUUACAUACUGUGUCAAAUGUUGUGUAAAUAUAUAGCAUUGACAUUAAUGUGAUGUAGCAUUGACAUUAAUAUGUAGCAUUGAUAUUAAUGUGAUUAAUGUGAUGUAGCAUUGACAUUAAUGUGAUUGACAUUUUAGGAUCAUCAUCCUUUGUUCACACCACUGUAAAGCAUACAGUCCUUAAUUCUGAGCGGAGUCAAUCCAGUUUGAUGGGUCUCCAAUUUGGGAGAAUAAGACCAAGGAGUUGUGUUGAAAUAAUAUUGGGAUAUUUUACCUGGUUGCUAGCA